Messenger RNA from Ctenopharyngodon idella (grass carp), 6014 nucleotides. RefSeq lists its product as uncharacterized. The record is from RefSeq and is a predicted model, not a curated record. The transcript has 2 exons. The coding region runs from base 2239 to 3531 and encodes 430 amino acids. NCBI's taxonomy places the organism in Eukaryota, Metazoa, Chordata, Actinopteri, Cypriniformes, Xenocyprididae.
GUGCCGGUCACGACUCAACGAGAUAAGCGGUUUUCUACAGGGACAUUCACGAUGAGAGACGAGUUCAGCUUUUAAAAUGUCAUAUCGUCGUGUGUACCAGCAGAAUUAAUACACAGGACAAAAUCACUGGCAUGUGUUUGAGAUCAACUUGCAGAUCAUAACAAAACUGAAGAUUCAGGUAAGCAGCUCAAUAUAUAACAAAACUGAUAAACAAAGUCGUUUAUCUUUCUUGGUAAUAAUGACAGGUAAAUGCAGGAUAAACAAAGCUUUCAGCUCAGAACAAACAUGGAGAAACACAGGUAAGUCUUUCUUAAGCGAAUAUAAUCUAAAGGUGAGUCCAGUCAUCUUUUUCAACAACUGAAACAUCCAUAUCAACAUAAAGAUCAGACAAAGACUGUAGCUGUUUUCGAAAUCGCCCCCUAUUCCCUCAUUCACUAUUCCCUACAUUACUCCACUUGUCCACUUGAAGGAGUGAAUGAAAACGAGUGUGCGAAUUCACUCUAAUUUUUAAAAAUCAUUUGAAACUUAGCAAACUGGCAGCUCCAGCAGUAAUGAAAAGAUUUAUCUUGAACUCUGUCAUAGAAACUAGCACGUAUAAACCUUAAUUAAACAAUUUAAUAAUCAAUGAAAAAGGAAUUUAUACCUCUAUGAUAUUACACUAUACCAACAUUGGACCAGUGGUUUAGAAAAUGGAUGAAUGGAUUCAACUGCAGGCUCCAUCUUCUGGCGAGACGCAGGAAUUCAUUCAGCACGGCCCUCACAGUGCAUUAUGGGUAUUCUCUAGCUGUUGAGUGUACAUCGGUUGUACACUCGUUAUUGCGGUGCAUUAUGGAAUUGAAUGAGUGCACUUGAUAAUGUCCAGUAUGGUUUUCAGACACUAGUACAACUGGCUGUCCACUCAAAUCAGCCAGAAAUUUAAUAUUUAUGUAUCCCGAAAUAUAAUUAUAUUAUUUAAUGGCAGCUAUAUGAUUUGUGACUUGUUUAUCAGUGAUGGCAUAACUAUAGGUAACCCCUUUAUAAUCAAAUCUGUUGGGAAACAAUAGCACAAACACACACAGUUGUUUUCCUCCAACCAGACUUAACCAGACUUUCAGACACACAACUUCAGUCCAAUCAGGAUAUUCCCACGAGGGAGGAAGAGCUAAAUUGUUAUAAAUAACUAUGAGUCAGCCUUCUCGACCCAGUCCUGUCCUCGCUGAGGCUUCUUUGGGAGAUGACUUUGUAUCUUUGUGCUCUCUCUGAAGACCUGAGAUGACCGACAUGAUGUAAUUGGGCAGGAUUUGUUAGUUGUUGGUUGUGUGCUCUGUUAAUUGGUCUCUGGUGAUGUUCGGUACUCUGAACACAUUUAGCUUGCUUAAAAUGCACCUUGACUUUACAAUUAAAAAAUCUAAAUCUUAAAAGUCAUACAAAGUACCUCAACUUCUUAAUUUAUCUACCUAGUGCCAUGUUCUGUUCAGUUUAAUUUCAGUUUUCAUGGAUCUUCUAUUUGUUUUUGUCAGUCACAUGUGUUACCUGUUCUCAUUUGCCGCCACCAUGGACACUAACUCAUUCAUCACAGCUGUGCAUUGUUUGUCAAUCAUCACUGUGUAUUUAUGUUCCUGCCUGCGUUCUGUUCGGUGUCCAGUCAUGUUAAUGUGUUGUGUGCAUUACAUUAACACAUAAGUGCAUUACAUUAAUCCAACAGGUAGCGAUUAAAAUAGGCAAAUUUGGAUUGCUACCUGUUGGAUUAUACUUUGUAAAGCUUGUGUUGGAAUCUUAUUCUUCUGUGUCUUCGUCUUCCUGCCUGCACGCAUCCGUGACAGAUGACCGGACCUUCAAUAAUGGAUGAACGUGCGCAAUUUAUUGCAGUGGCUCAGGAGAGCCUCAAUUUUUUUCUUCUUCAUUUCUGGGAUUUUCCGUCUUGCCAUCACCAGCCCGCUCGACGAUGAGACCCUAAAGACCCUGUUCUGGAUCGGGGCUAACUAUCACAACCCCAUAAACCUCCCAGACACCACCGGACUGAAUUGGAGGGAAGCCAUGCUGAAGUGUCUGUAGAGCUUGCGGCCCGGAUCCAGGGCACAGCCAGACCCAGAGCCGAAGUUACCACCUUCGACCGCGGAAAAUGCGCAAGAGCCACCCGCAGACGUUAAGGGACCAUCCACCGUGACGAGUGAGCCAGAGCCUGAGGACCAAAGGACAGGGUUCACCAUCACACCGGAAGUUGAGCCCCCGAGCGAGUCUGACCAGGGGUGUGUGCCCAUGACAUCAGCGGAUGAGGGAACGGGAACCGAGGAAUGGCUGCUGGACACCAGUGAGAAGGAAUCGAUCCCCACCCAAGCCUACCCUGUAUCAUCUCCUUCAUCGCCGUUUAAAGAUAGCAUUAUGAACGAUAUGGAUUUAUUCUUCUCUUUGAUUUGUUUGGACUGUGCCCUACUCACCAUCAUCCUGCCCAGGCUGAUAUCACCUUCUUCACAGAGCUCUGCCAGUCCUCCAGCUCCGCCGCUGCUAGAAGCUUGCAGCCCUGCGCCAUCUCUAGAGAUGCCCUGCCGGGACGUCGAGCCACAGGCUGCGCAGCCAUCUGCAGCGCCUGAGCCAGAGGAUCCUGCAGCUCCACCUCCGGUCUCAGUUUCCCUCGUUCCAUCUUGGCCCGUCGACCUGUCGGCUCCGUCCUGGCUUCUUCCCACUUUGGCUCCUCCAGGGACCCUCAGCCUAGUGACUCCACCAGGUUCCCUCGUUCCCCCAGCUCCCCCUUGGUCAGUCGACGCUCAGCUUAAGCCACAGACAUAUGGGCCAUCCGCUAUGCUCCGUCCCUCCUCCCCUUCGGCUGCAGCGGGCUCCUUCCUUCCUUCAGGAUCGCCCCUGUCCUCGGUCUCAUCGCCCCAGUCCUCGGGUACGCUGUCUCCACCUAUGACACUUGUCGUCACAACAUCGCCUGGGUCUCCAGCACCAGCGAUGUUGCUCAGCAUCAUCGACCCUCCGUCUGCGCCAUCGGAUCCUGGGCUCUCGUCUCCGUUGGUCCUCCCCCAGAUGUCAGCAGCCACACCUACUGCAUCUUGGCUCUUCACGCCUUCGUGGGCUGUCGGCUCUGGGAAGCUCUGGGUCUGCGCUAUUGGGACUCCUCCACCAUCUACAUCGGGGUCUCGUCGUCCCACCAUCACCAUCCCUUUAUCUCAUCGUCCUUCCAUUACCAUCACUUCGCCACACUCUAUUCCCAGCCCUUCACCACAUUCUCGUCCUCCUCCUAAACCUCCUCCAUCUGCCAUCACUCUGCUACGCCGUGAGGACGCCCCUUGCCAGGAGGGGGCGUUACGUCACGUUCUAUUCAGUUUAAUUUCAGUUUUCAUGGACCUUCUGUUUGUUUUCGCCUGUUCUCAUUUGCCACCACUCAUCAGUCACCAUGGACACACUAACUCAUUCAUCACAGCUGUGCAUUGUUUGUCAAUCAUCACUGUGUAUUUAUGUUCCUGCCUGCGUUCUGUUCGGUGUCCGGACACAUUAAUGUGUUGUGUGCAUUACCCUUGCCUAUUUGGAUUGCUACCUGUUGUAUUAUAAUUAGUAAAGUUCAUGUUGAAAUCUUAUUCUUCUGUCUUCUCUUGUGCCGAUAUUUUAAUUCUCUUUCAUUUUCUUUGCACUUCAAUAGAUCUUCUUUGGAUCCGAGCCCAUUAUAAACACACUGACAUACUGAAACUAAGGUCAGACUUUAAAAAGGUGUCAUUUUUUUUUUAAAAUUUUUAUUACUGUUAAACUACUUUACAGAAUCCCUGUUAAAUAUACAAAAACAACGAAGCCAUUAGUAGGUUGAUUUCCCCCAAAAGUGUAAAUACUAUGAAUCUGUGUCUAUAUGGAAAUAUAUAUAUGGAAUCUAUAUGGAAAAUUCCUUUAUAUUAACAAGCCCUUUUUUAACAGUCAGCCAUGUAACUCGCUAAUCCAGUAAAAUAAAUAAUGUAAUUGAUUCUUUUCUUUUAAGGUUUAAAAGAACAUCAGGUACUACUGUGCCGAGAACAGCAGCAGCAAUCAUAUGAAAAGAAAUAGGGAGCAGUUAAAGUGAUUUUUAUGGUGAGGUGUGAUCAUUACAAUGGCAGUGGUUAUUUUUGUAAUCUGAUGGUUCAGUUAUUUAGGGCCCCUCUGUGACAAAUGAGAUCAUUAUCUCUGGUGGGGAUGAAUUACCUGUUGAAUUACUUAACAAGUUAAUGAGCAAUUUUCUAAGUGCGUGGGCAUGAUGCAUCUCGCCCUACAGAUAUGAGGACAAAUAGACAUUACGUGAAGAAAGGCUGACGUUCAGAAAGGACAAACUGGUUCACUGGGUUUUUUCUUUUAUAAAAUGACAUUUGAAGCAUGUUUUAAUAUAAUUGGAACUGAAAUUCGAAAUUCAUUUUUUUUUUUUUUUUAUUGCUUUCAAUUACCGGGUCACUUAUACUGUUCAAUACUCAUUAAAGUUGGGCAAGAUGACGAAAAUCUAUCCAUCACAGAUGGUAUAAGUAAUUUCAUAUCACGGUAAUGGAAUAUGUUAUGAUUUUGCUGGAGAUUAAAUGAAAAAAAUGUAAAAGCAGUGAGUUUCACAGUCCUUCCAACUAAUAGUCGCCGAAAUGCAUCUACUGCAGCAUAAGCAACACUAUAGCAGUAAAUCUUUACCAGCUUACAUAUGGUAUAAACCAUCAUACUGCUUCUUUUUCAUCAUCUUUCUUUGAUGUGGAUUGAUAUACGAGCUUUGGGCUUGUCCUCCUGUGGCAUGAAACCCAAAAGAGUCUUGACUUUAGGUCCUGUGGUCUUUCUGUAGUCAGAGUAUCAAUUUUAAUGUUACUUUUGGCUCAGACUCAAUGUUAAAUGAUGACUUCCACAUAUUCUUAUGAAUGAGUAGAGCUUUUCCCGUCUCCCCUGCUGAAAUAUAAAUGCAACUGUAGUUACUUAAAUGGAUGAGUGGAAAAAGCCAAUGAGCCGCGCUGUUGUUAAAAAGCUAAAGGAAUCUAUUUUAAGACCCUUAACAAAUAAGGCACAAAAGACAAGUGAAUUUGCCUCGUUUUGCUUUUGUAUUUCUGUGGAGUUUUGAGAAUGUGCAUAUCUUGAUUUGUAUCUUAAGGCCUGUUUGCACCAAGAAUGAUAACUAUAAAGAUAAGUAUAUCUAUAGUAGCAUUCACACCAACGCAAAAUAAUGUCGUCUGCUGCGUUAAAUGUUUGAGCACUUUAAAGUUGGGUGGAUUCUGAUUGGCUGUCAAUGUUUUUAUCGUUCAUCAGCUGGAGAAAUUUGUUGUGGAAGUGAUUCUGAGGAUAUUGUUCCUCUGUGUCGUUUUCAUUAAAGUUGUGGUGUGGACUCUGCUGUUCUCAUAGAAUUAAGAUGAUUAUUAAAACUUUAUAGUUAUGGUUUUGGUUAUCCUUGGUGUGAAACUUUACUGAAGUUUCAUCUAUUUAUUGUUGUUCCUAUGGCAACAUGAAUAUCAAAUUAGCAACUACACUGACAGUCCUUCUGAGAAUUCUGCCAUCUCUUAGAAUUGUGUUUUUCUUUCCGCCAACCAUCAAGUCAACAAUUAAUUUACUGUUCUCAGUUUGUGCGAACCUCUGAACUGAAUAUCAUUUGAGCAUGUCAUUCUUCCUCCUAUUUAAAAAAAAAAAACUUCCUCUUUUUUGCUUAGUUUGGAUAAAAUGUAGAUGAAAAUCACAUAAGAUCCCUCAUAUGACAGAAACUGAAUCCAUUUGGGCUGGACCAAACCUCCCCACCUCCAACUGUUAAUCUGGUCUUGACAGCUUGUGACCUCUGUGUGAUACCACUGUGCCCAACAGUCAAACAGUAGUGGCCUUUUACAGUUUUGAUCCAUUUUAAUUGCCAAGACCUUAGCUCUGUCAGUUAUCAUUUGAUACAAGUCUACCAAAAUCUCCUAGGAGUACAAAUUGUAAAUCCUUAAGAACAGGGCGAGUGUGCCAGUUUAAUUAAUUUCAGUGUUUCAUUAAAAUCCUUGAAAUUAAUCUUACCCUUGUGGAGUAUCGUCUUUUCGUACUCAGCAUGCACAAAACACCCCAUAAAGAUUACGAGCCAAUAUUUU